AUGGCGCCACUUGGUCAGACCAUCGCCGUGAUCGAUAAAUCCGGCAAGGUAGUGAGCACGAGCAAACAACUCUUUGGAGUCUUUAGCCAAGCCAAAGCCGCCUAUAAGGAUCGGAAAGCAGCCUUUGACUCAGAACGGAGUGCCAAAAUCGCCGAACAGCAAGCACUCCAGGCCCUGGCCACAUAUCAAAUCGACAAUGCGCCCGCACCCUCGGUAGUCUCUCGACGCAGCCAUCGUAGCAGGUCUCGCCACGAGGCCAGUCGUAGUCUCCACCACCCCAGCAGCGAAGUGGGGGUCUCUCGUCGACAUACACAUGGGGAACUCGUGGUCCGCGACGCAGCUGGGCCCAUGACGGCCCGCGCCAAAUCGGAUGCCGAUAUCGAUAUGGACCUGGCCUACGGAGAAGUCCAUCCCAAGACCUUGAUGCGGUACACCCCGCCGGAUCCCAACCUCGACGAACAGAAACAGCUCGAUGGACUGGUCACCCGCGCUCAGUGGCUCCUCGAAGAAGCCCACUGCGUGCAACACAGCGCCACUGCGACCAUCUCACAUCUCCAAAAGAACCCAGACGCCAUGGCCGCCGUGGCUCUGACCUUGGCGGAGAUUAGCAACCUCGCCACGAAAAUGGCUCCCGCCGCGUUAUCCACGUUCAAGGCCACUGCCCCCACCAUCUUCGCCCUUCUCUCCAGUCCCCAAUUCUUGAUCGCUGCCGGCCUCGGACUCGGCGUCACCGUGGUCAUGUUCGGAGGCUACAAGAUCGUCAAAAAGAUCCAAGCCGGCACCGGCACGGCCAUCACCGGACCGGAGCCCAUCGAAAUCCAGGAAGAGCCGGUGGGGAUGGAUGAAAUGGUCGAACUGAACAUGGAGGCCGAAAGUCGCGUGGAAACCUGGAGACGCGGUGUCGCGGAUGUCGAGGCCGAGAGUCUGGGGACUUCAGUCGAUGGCGAAUUCAUCACUCCGCGAGCUGCGGCCAUGUCGGGCAUCGACAUUUCCACGGCACGAGCGAUGCGGGAUCCUCGAUUCAAAUUCGACGACGAUGAAUCUGUCGCUUCAUCAAGACGGUCGCGCCGAUCACGCGCUUCGCGUGCGCAUACCUCGGCGGAAUCCCGGAGCGGACGAUCGAGACGGGGCGGUGCGCCUGAAGAGGCACCUGCAUCCAAAGCUCCCUCAACGAUCUUUGCGCGCUCGAAAGCGCCCACCGUGGCUCCAAGCAAAGCUCCGAGUAAGGCGCCCAGCAAGGCGCCGACUAAAGCUCCCAGUCAUGCACCUAGUCGGGCACCCAGCAAAGCACCAUCCAAAGCCCCCUCCAAGGCUCCUUCCAAGGCUCCUUCCAAAGCUCCUACCCAAGUGUCGGUGUCUGAAAAGGAGAAACGGCCCUCGGAGAAGAAAAAGAAGAAAGGGCCUAGCCGUUUACGACUGUUGUUUACUGCUUGA
Penicillium oxalicum is the source of this 1434-nucleotide messenger RNA. RefSeq lists its product as uncharacterized. NCBI's taxonomy places the organism in Eukaryota, Fungi, Ascomycota, Eurotiomycetes, Eurotiales, Aspergillaceae. The record is from RefSeq and is a predicted model, not a curated record. The transcript is spliced from 2 exons. Bases 1 to 1434 code for a protein of 477 amino acids.